AUGACAAUUAAAAAGAAAGAAGACACCUGGGUCCAGCUAACCGCUGACUUCAAUGCUUCUGUGGGGAUUAAGGACAAGCGCGAUGGGAGAUAUGCAUUUAAGCUGCUGAAUGAUUUAUUUGUGAAUUACACCAAUGCAUUGAGGCCUGUGGAGGACACGGACAACAUCAUUAACGUCACCUUACAGAUCACUCUCUCCCAGAUCAUCGACAUGGGGAGAUAUGCAUUUAAGCUGCUGAAUGAUUUAUUUGUGAAUUACACCAAUGCAUUGAGGCCUGUGGAGGACACGGACAACAUCAUUAACGUCACCUUACAGAUCACUCUCUCCCAGAUCAUCGACAUGGAUGAAAGAAACCAGAUCCUCACAACAUACUUGUGGAUUCGUCAGGUGUGGUUUGAUGCCUACCUCACCUGGAAUAAGACAGACUACGAUGGGAUUGAUACCAUCCGUAUACCUAGUAGUUAUGUAUGGAGACCCGAUAUUGUCCUAUAUAACAAUGCAGAUGACCAUUUCUCCAGCUCUAUGGAGACCAAUGUGGUGAUCCGCCAUGAUGGCCAGAUUAUGUGGGACAAGCCGGCAAUAACCAAGAGCUCCUGCAAAGUAGAUGUGUCUUACUUCCCUUUUGAUGCACAGCAGUGCCGCCUCACCUUUGGCUCUUGGACCCACAAUGGCAACCAAAUGGAUCUUCAUAAUGCCCUGGACAGUGCUGAUCUGGCUGACUUUGUGGAGAACGUAGAGUGGGAGGUUCAGGGAAUGCCUGCAAAGAAGAACAUUAUUCUCUAUGGAUGCUGCUCGGACCCCUAUCCAGAUAUCACUUACACACUUCACCUGAAGAGAAGAGCUUCCUUUUACAUCUUUAAUCUGCUCAUUCCCUGUAUGAUGAUCUCCUUCUUGGCUCCGCUAGGCUUCUACCUUCCAGCCGACUCUGGAGAGAAAGUAUCUUUAGGGGUCACAGUGUUACUAGCCCUUACCGUCUUCCAGCUUCUGGUUGCUGAGAGCAUGCCUCCUUCAGAGAAUGUGCCACUCAUUGGGAAAUAUUACAUAGCUACAAUGACCAUGAUUACAGCUUCUACAGCCCUGACCAUCUUCAUUAUGAACAUCCACCACUGUGGACCAGAGGCUCAACCUGUUCCUGCAUGGGCACGUCGCUUUAUCCUGCAGUACUUGGCUCGAAUUUGCUUUGUCUAUGACAUGGGAGAGAGCUGCCUGUCUGUGCACACAGACAAACCUGCGCAGAAGGGAAGCAACUACACUUUAAAUGGCCAGGCUGAGGGUGAGGACUUCACUCUGAGGCUUUGGGAAUGGAUUCUGCUGUCUGUGUUCAUCAAUCCCAAUGUUUCCACAGGGAAAUAUUACAUAGCUACAAUGACCAUGAUUACAGCUUCUACAGCCCUGACCAUCUUCAUUAUGAACAUCCACCACUGUGGACCAGAGGCUCAACCUGUUCCUGCAUGGGCACGUCGCUUUAUCCUGCAGUACUUGGCUCGAAUUUGCUUUGUCUAUGACAUGGGAGAGAGCUGCCUGUCUGUGCACACAGACAAACCUGCGCAGAAGGGAAGCAACUACACUUUAAAUGGCCAGGCUGAGGGUGAGGACUUCACUCUGAGGGUACGAGGCGUUUCAGCUGGUGAAGGGUGUUCACAGAAGAUAAAAGAUCAAUUAAAUGAAGAUGUCAGUCCAACCUUAUCACCAUGGCAAGGAAAAGAGAGCCAUUCUGGCUGGAUAGAUGGUACCUGUGUGGAUAUUGACCAUGGAGAGGUUGCAGGAGCUACAGCAGAGACAGUGAGUGAGAGCGGAGCAACUGGGAAAGAAUCAGCAAAGAAGAGGGAGAUACUUGUUGAAAGUCAGUGUUUAUUCCAUCAGCAAAACAUCCUGAGAAAUAUUGAGUACAUCACUAACUUUUAUCAAGAACAGAAGGCCACACAGAGACGAAAUGGGGAGUGGCGGAAAGUUGCCAAAGUCAUGGAUCGCUUUUUUAUGUGGAUAUUCUUCAUCAUGGUCUUCUUCAUGAGUUUGCUUAUUAUAGGGAAAGCUGUCUGA
Sinocyclocheilus anshuiensis is the source of this 2040-nucleotide messenger RNA. RefSeq names its product neuronal acetylcholine receptor subunit alpha-9-like. Gene Ontology annotation, biological process: monoatomic ion transmembrane transport. The record is from RefSeq and is a predicted model, not a curated record. Bases 1 to 2040 code for a protein of 679 amino acids. Gene Ontology annotation, molecular function: acetylcholine-gated monoatomic cation-selective channel activity; transmembrane signaling receptor activity. The transcript has 7 exons. NCBI's taxonomy places the organism in Eukaryota, Metazoa, Chordata, Actinopteri, Cypriniformes, Cyprinidae. Gene Ontology annotation, cellular component: postsynaptic membrane.